GGCAGCCAACGAGUACUACCCACUUCCAUUGAGUAUCAAAACAUUAUAUUUAACGGUAUCUUAUCAUAGUUAGAAUCUGACAAAUAAUUUUUUUGGCCCUCAAAAUGGUUCAAAUUUUCUGGACCAUUCUCUAUAUAGCCCUUGGAUUCUGGAUUUUUAGCAGGUACGGCUCUGUUUGUGUAGGCUGUCAGCUGAUAAUAAUAACCUGGAAAUCACCGAGUUAACUAGUAACCAGGAAGAGUGAAAUCGAAAGUUGAUUUUGUUACUGAUUGAUGGAGGGGAGAAUUACACGUAAUAAUUAUCUUCUUAUUGAUAUGAGCUUUAAAAAAAUAAAAUAAAUGAAUUUCUCUAAAAGCGCAACUUUUCUAAUAAUAGUCCUACCCACAAAACUUCAAAUUUUUAAUUAAAUUUGUCAUUUAUUAUUAUUUCACUUGAGCUUGAAAAUUUGUCAAAUGAUUGACAAAUGACAUGAGACAUGAGUGUCAUGAUGACAUUUAACACUGACACUCAUUUACUUUUACUUUUACUAAUAAAUUAUUUAAAUUUAGACUAUUAUUAAUACACAAGUAUAAGUUGUCAUAAAUCAGACUUUCUUUAAUUUAACAACUGGGCUUUAAAUUUGAAGUUCGCCAUAUCCUCAUCAGCUGCGCUGGGCUUAAACUACUAGUCAACUAGUAUUACUAACUUAAUUGUGUAGUUACAGUAGUGUAGUGGUAUACUAACUGCUAUUUAUCUCCUUAUACUUAUGAGAUUGUAAUUAUAGUUUUAAGUCUUAUUCUAAUAAAUGACUAUACAAUUUAACUGUGUGAGAACAUUGACGUAGUGGAUUUGAUAGUUAUUUUUGACUCUGUCUUUUCAGUUUUUCUUUUCAUAUAUUAAUAUUGUUAGUUGACUUAAAUUUGUUGAAAGACUAAAUCAUGUUAUUAAAUUAUUAGUUUUUCAGAUUUAAAUUAACUCAAAUCAGGAUUAUUUUUGUUACAUCUCCCAAAACAGGAUUGAUAGAUGUAAACUUAUUAAAGGCAAACCAUACAGUCGGUGCCAGAUUGAGCUAAAUAGAGGCCCUGGGCUAUUUAAAUUUUGAGGCACCUUGCAAUCACAACCCCCCCCCCCCCAAGACCCCUUCCAUAAAACAAAAUAAUAAAAAAUAAAUAAAUAAAAUAAUUAUUACUAAAGUAAAUUACGAAUGCACUUGUGAGUUUGCACUUCACCACACACUUGUUAGUAUAAUAUUAUUUUAAUUCUUUCUAAUAUUGCUCCAUCCCCACUCCCCGGAUGAUUAAAAGAAAAUCCAAAUAAUCACUCUAAAAGUCAACAUAGUCACUAACCAAGUUUAAGUUCCAUAGCAUAUUAUAAUUGAUUUUUGCACAUGAGAAAUACUUUACAUUUUUUGUGUUAAAUUGUUGUAGUUUAAAAAUGUUUGUCUUUUUUAGAAUAUUUAUGUAUAUGCUGAAAAAAAUGAAUAUUAACUUAGAAGUAAAAAAUCAAUUCCUUCUAAUCUUAUGUUACUCAAAAAAAUUUACAAAUUACCUGGAGUGUGUUAUAAAGAUCGUAAAGUCUUCCUGUCAGUGCAACACUAAAUAUUACUUAAAUCAUUAUAAAGUCCCUGUGACCCCCUGUCCCACUCUGAUAGAACUGUAGAGAAGAAGAUAGAUAUUUAACUGUUUCAGAAAAUAUGUUAAUAAAUGAACUCAUACAAAUUAUUUUCUUAAACUACAUCAAGAUUUAAUUCUCUAAUUUUGUUUUAAAAACCUCCUAUUGAAUUCUAAAAAUUUGCUUAAGUAUUAAUUCUGAUUUAUAAAUAGUUUUACUAACUUUAUUUAAAUAAAAUAAAACAAUAUCAUUGACUUUAAUCCCUAUUCUUCUAUUUUGGUUUGAGCUUGUGACAAAUAUAUAGGCAUGAAUGAGAUUGCAAAAAUGAUUUUAAAACUACUCAUCUCAGUGGAGGAUGAAAAUAAAUUAUGAGUGUCAUUGUUAAUGUCACAACAGUUUACUUUAUCAAAACAACAAUCAGCAGCAGAAUUGAAUUUAAAGCUCUUUAGUGCAAUAAUUUAACACUAACUCAGCCAUGCUUUCUCCAGUUCAGUAAAUAUUUCCUUUCAUAUCGUAGCUGCCAUCGUGUAAGUCUCUGUGCCAUUUGAAAAUUCUUUAAAAUUUAGCUAUUCUAUACAAUUUAAUGUAUUUUCUUAGUUUCUAUGAUUUUAUGCUUCAAUCACAACUGUGGGCCCUUUAAAUAUUUGAGACCCCGCCUGCAGGAAUUGAGGUAGCUCACGAGGUUUCUGUUAAUAACACUAUUAUGUGCUAUAUUAUAUUUAAAGUAAAUCAUGUGAUAUAUUUUUGUAAAUUAUUUUUUUUUUAGUUUUAUAUUUAUUAUAUUUUUUUCCAUCGCAGGCAUCUAUACUUAUAAAUUUUAGGCCCCUUAGAUGUUGGGGGCCCUGGGCUUAAGACUACUUAGCCUUUAGGAAAAUCUGGCACUGCAUGUAGUCUGGUUUAGUUACUUUAUUUGUUCAAGGUUUAACUUAAAGCUUGUGGCCUCCUAGUUUAUUUCUGUGGCAAAGUUAUUUGUAUUACAAAUAGUGCAUUGAAAUCACACUUAACAUAAACAUAUGUGCUCUUUCCUUUAUGCAAUCAAAAUGCUCCUCAAUCAGGCCAGUUGAUAACCUUGUUUUAGGCAAUCCAGAUGCCCCAAUUAUUUUAAAUUUUUAUGACAGAUGAAGUUUGUUGUUAAAAUUAUUAUGAAUUACUUAAUAUCUACUAAAACUAAAUUAAUUCAUACAAAUUGUAAGUAAGUCUGGAAUGUUAAAUUGAAGGCUUUCUUUCACUUAACAUUUACCUAUUAUUAUAUAUAGGCUACAGUUAAAAUUUUAAUUAUGUAUUUUUUUCAAUUUAAAAAUAAAGAAAAAUCUCUACUAUUUUAACCAUCUUAGUGUAAAUCAUUCUUUUUAAUAAGCUUAAAUGUAAGUUUUAAUAAUGAAAUGUUAUAAAGAAACAACAAAACUUAGAAGUAUUGAAUGAAUUCUAUGUAAUAAUGAUCAUUAAAUCAUAUUAAUUAAAGAAAUAUUUAAAACAAAUUUUUUAAUAAAAAAAGUAACAAAUUAUAUUUUUUCAGGGCAGUAGCAUUUAUCAUUCAAUGGCUAUUAAAAAGAUACCUGGAUGUCACACUCAGGUUUGGCAAGGUUGGACUUCUCAAUUUCGGAAAAGUUCAAAUGACGCUUCAAAGAGAUGUCUCUGUGCAUGUGGUUUGUAUCUUUUUGUGUGGAAACUUCCACAUAUAUUCAUUGCCUUGUCAAUUAAUAACCUUUUCUAAACUGUACAGAAAGUUCCUGCAAACACAGUGUAUACAAUUCAUUUUGCUACACACACAAGCUUCAUUUAAAUCAAAAUGAAUUCCAUAGCAAACAAAUAUGCCCAUAAACCAUAGCCUUGCAAAAUGCAUAUUUUUUAGCAUUAUGGAAAUACAUUUUUUUGGGUAUUUUGGUGGAUUUUAAUUUAUAUCAUUUAAAAAAAUUUUUUUUUUUAAUUGGAAAAUUAUUUUGUUCAUAAAUAUUUAAACAUAUAUUAUUUUGUAUAAUUCAUUUUUUGAAACAUUGAAAUAUAUUAAUAUGAAUUUGAUUGUUCUCUCUUAAUUUCUCAAGCACUGGAAUCACAAUUUCUAAAUAAUUUUAUGUACAAUAUUGAUGACUCAGUACAUUAGUAUGUAUUAUUUACAUUAGAAAUAAAAAUACUAACAUUUAUGGAAACAAUGAUUUCAGGAACUCGAAAAAAUCUGGCUCUCAAGUUCAUUUGUCAAUCCUGAUGUCCGGUAAGUAAUUUAAAAAAUCGAAUUCACCUUUCAUAACACCUUUAAUUACUAGUGUGUUGAUUUAGCAAAACAAAAAUUUGUAAUCUUUAAAAAUAAUUAUAAGUGAAACUUUUGUGUCAUGUAUUAAAGAUAUGCUCAUCUUUUUAAAAAAAUUUUCAGUAAACCAGUUGUGAUAUGUAUUGAAGAUAUGCGUAUUCAAGUGGAUGUUAGCAAUCACGGUGAGCAGCCAAAUAGGACAACACAAGACCCUGUGCAGCCAACACAAGGACAACCAUUGGUUCAUCUUAUUCGGAAAAUAAUGUCAAUAGGAUCCGUAAGUGAAUGCAAAUUAUUUUGUCUUAUAAAUUUAAACUUUCUAACCCUUGCUACUUAGAUUAUUAUAAUUUCUGACAGAAGUGUGUCAAUUAUAAUUACCCAUCCUGUUUCUCAGAUGAAGAGUUAUUCUCUCCAAAUCUUUAUCACAGAUGUUUAAACUUUUCAAUCAUUGAAUCUCAGAUACCUGUAAAUAACAUUUGAUCCCUCAAUUAAUGUACUGCACGUUCUAUAAAUUGAUUCUAAAAAUUAAUGUUAUAAAAGUAUUAAAUAUAUUAGGCAAAAGGCAUUAAAAUUGUAUCACAUUUAAAAUUUGAGUGAUAUUUAAUUAUUUUUUUUUUAUGUUAAAAGCUAUCCCAUUAAUUUUUAUUAUACAGUAAUUAAUAUUUUCUACCCUUUCCGCAUUGAAAUUAAAUUAAAUUAUUAUUCAUAAAAUAUAUGAAAAGUUUGAAGAUUUUCUUUCUUCUAACGUACCAUUAAACAGUUUUGAAAUUUUAAUCUGUUUGGCAGAUAGAAUGAACAAUGUAUAACAAAGCACUGAAAAUCAGCAUACAAAGAAAAACGAAACCAGAGCUAGUGAUACUAACAAUAUUACAUUUAAUGAUACUUUUAAAAGACAAAUUCAAAUAUACAGCAACCAAAAACUAUAUCAACUUACAGCACAGCAAGUGAAAAGGUACAAUCCUAAAAAAAUACAAAUGUUAAUUUACCCACUGACAAAAAGAGUACAAUCUUGCAAUUAUAUAAUGUCUCGUAUAUGUCUAGGAAUAUAGCAAAAAUCUCUCAUGGCUAGGAAAGCUGCCAGCCUAUUUAUAAGGAUUAAAUUAGAACCAUCCAGAAAAGAAAUUCUAGAAAUUGCUUCUCCUGAUAGCAUUCAUUAGAACAAAUGGAACGAAUUGAGCGGAAAGCAACUUUUACCAAUCAAGGGAGGGGAGGGUAAAAGGAAUGUGCACAGUACUUUUAAUCAGAGAUUUUAAUAUCGAAACAUAAGGAGACAAGUGGUGGUGGCUGAAAUUAAGCCUAUUAAGUCAUAAUAAAUCCUUGAUGAAAAAUGAAUAUGUACAAUGAAAUUAAAGAAAAACAUUUUAAUUUAUUUGGAGCAGUAAAAGAAUCUUAUGUCAUCUUAACUUUCAAUAUCUUCUUUUCAAUACAGUAUGGUGGUCUAAGAAUCAACAAUAUCACUGUGAUGCUUUUAAAAACCAUGGUUCCAGAUUGUUUGAUUCAUUUCUCAAGUCCAGAAGUCUCCUUAGACAUAAGUGCUGCCUAUGAUAAGUUAGUGUCAUUAAUAAGUUAGUUAAAUUACUUCCUUUACACUGUAUUAGGUACAUGAUGUUAGCGCCUAUGAUAAGUUUGUGUCAUCUGUCGAAAGGUUACAAAACUUGACUUCUUUCUCUCUUCUAUGUAUUUCACUUGAUUCCCACAAAUUAUUAUUAUUAAUAUAUUGAAUUUGAAUUAAUUGUCUAAAAGGAUUUUUUGUGUGUUUUUUGUGUGGCUUUAUCCUUAGAUAUGAAAUAUGUGUCAAUUUGAACAACUUUGGAUGUAAGGCCCUCAGGACAUCUGCUGAAACCCCAGUAAGACUAUAAUAGUUAUUUCUAAUAUAAAAAUGUAAUCUAGUGAAUUACAACACUUUAAUAUAAGACAUGCAUCCAUAUAUAAUAAUAUGGAAUCUUCUGACCAAAGAAAACCUUCUAAUUAAAAACAACCUCUAAGAACUUUGUUUUAUAAAUCCUUUAUAAAAUGUAAUAUCGAGCAAUAUGGGGGGGGGGGGGGGGUCAGGAAAAUUUGAAAAAACAUACAUACAAGUAAUGCACUUUGUAAGAAUCCCAAUUAGUGCUCCUCCCCAAAGGCUCACACCUGCACAUUUUUUUCAUGCCCUUGAACUAUAUUAAUAUUCUAAUGACCCACUUGCUUUUACACCACAGAUUUAUUUCACCAACUAUUUCAGAAAAACAAAACAAAAUAGUAUGCACCAAAUACACUUGCGAUAUUUUUUUAAAAGAAUCUCAUUUAGCGCAGUUAUCUGGAAUUUUAUUUAGUGAAAACAGUGUCAUUAUAUUUCCUUCAUCUUCCCCUUGAAAAACAGGAAAAACUGGUUUUGGGGGCUGGGCUUAAAAUUUGAUAGAAUUUGUGGUUAUCGGCAAAGUUUCAGCUCGGGGGGUUGAUGGGUAGCCAUCAGCAGAUUUUGCUAGCCACGAAGAAAAGCGGAGUUAAUAUAAAGGAUUUAAAAAGAACUGAGGCACUGAUCAAAUGCAAUAGCCAUGGAAGGCAUAUGGUGAUGGUUUGGUCAUGUUUGUAGAAUGCCAUCAAGCUCUCUAACCAAGACAGCACUUAGAUGGAAAGCCCAGGAAAAACAAAAUUAAGAAGAAGGAUCUGUGGAAUAAAAGCUGCCGCUGCCGACAGCUCCCACAGUAGGGGCGAUGUGUACCUUGGUUAUUGCUUUCAACACCGAUAGUCACACAGUGGUCUAAUAAUAAUAUCUAUACAUUAGUUUUAAAAGUCACUUACAUUAUACUAGCUGUGAUACAAUGUUUCAGCUUACAUUAUACUAGCUGUGAUACAAUGUUUCAGCUUACAUUAUACUAGCUGUGAUACAAUGUUUCAGCUUACAUUAUACUAGCUGUGAUACAAUGUUUCAGGACCCUGGACAACAGAACUGCCUUGGAGAGUUUUCCUUCACAUUUAAGAUGGAUGCCAAAGUUGACAAAACUGACCCCAUCAAGCUAACGGUCAGAAAUGAAGCUAUUUCAUACAUUUAUAAGUUAUUUUCUUUUUUUUUUUAUCUGGAAAAUAAAGUAGUUAAGAGUUAUGAACUUGAAUAAAGAAUAACACUUGCUGUUAAAAGAAGAUAUUUUCCUUUUCUAAUCAAAACUUCAAGGCACUAACUUAUUAUAAACUAGUGGGAAAAUAUUCAUUUACAAUUGUGCAAUCAGUUUCCUUUGACUGAGUUAGCUGAAGAACUUAUUAUUUGUAAAUCUAUUGUUUUUUGUGAGACUUGUCAGAUGAGGGUAAAAAAGAAAAGCUAACUGUGGGCUAUAAUUAUCAAAUAAAAUAUAAAAAAAAUUAAAGUUUAAAUAUCCUUUCCCUAUAUUUAUAGAAUGUGUCUGUCUAACUGUCUGUCUCACCAGGUGCUGAAAACUGUAAUAGCCAAGCCUCAGAUGAUGAUAACAGAAGGUAAUACAACUGGGAAGCAGAUAUUUUAUGUAUGAAGCAGACAUGUUCUUCUUCUAUAUUUAUAGAUGCAAAUGUGUUGUUUUUUAUAUAUGAAAGAGAUAUUUGGUGGAUGAAACAGGCCUUUGUUUUAUGAAACUGAAACUUUUUUUAUUUUUUAUGAAACAGACAUCUGAUGUAUGCAACAGACAUUUGAUGUAUGAAAUACACAUUUGAUAUAUGAAUACAUUUAAGUUUGAAAUAUAAAUUUGAUAAAGGAAAUAGACAUUUGAUCUAUGAAAUAAACAAUGUUUUGUAUGAAACAGGCAUUUGAUGUAGAUUCCCUCUUUGAGGGAAGUCUAGUUGAUCAUGGCUGUUUGGUAAAUUGUAUAUUUCCAGUCAUGUUUAUUUUCCAUUGAAGGCUUUCUGCAGAGCUUACAAAUGAUCAACACAAGAAGGCUGGUCAACAUAGAUACUGGCCAAUUGCUGGAGGAUGUGGUCCCUGUUGUAGAACCUAUUACCCAGGAGAGGGAUUGUAGAGGGGAGGAGAGUUAUGUCCCCUGGCCGACUGACACCAUAUUUUCUAGAUUAAAGCUGUUUGAGAAACUUGUGAGUAUAGCAAUUAAUUGAACAGUUAGAUCAGGGGUCUCAAACUCAAAUCAUCUGGGGGCCGCAGCAGGUAGAGUCUCAUUAAGACUGGGCCGCAUCAAGUAUUCCUAAAAUAAGAGAUUACAAAUUCCUUAAAGUACAGCUGUUACAACCUGCUCAACCUUUAUUAAUUUAAAAAAAAAAACAUUAAGGGAUCUCAAGAACUAGGCUUCUUUUUUACUUCCUCCUACUCCUUGUUGCCAGAGACCUGGCAGCGCUUCUUACACAGCUGAGCAACAUUUGGCUUGAGUGAGGAAGCUACCUCAAUAUAGCUUGAAGAUGCUCAUCAGUAAGUUUCGCUCUGAACUCUGAAGUUCAUAGUGGAAAAGAGCUUUUCACACAGAUAGGUACUCCCAAAAAGGCACAUGAUCUGCUUGAACAACCUGGAAAUCUCAUGGAAUGUGGAGGGCAAUUCUCUCAUAAAUUUUCCAAGCUUGUCUGUUUUUCCAUUCACCCCUCCUGAACUUAGCCUUAUGUUCAGAAUUGCAAUGAAGAUCAAUCAACUCCAUAUGAAGCGCAAAGGGGGCAUCUCCACAUUGAAUGAGAAAUGGUCACCAAAAAUUUGAAAAGUGGCUCUGUGUGUUUUGGACCUGAGAUCAAAUUCUUUCUGUAGCUUUGCAAUGGCAUCAGUAUACUUACUACUGAAUGGUACACCCGAGUCCAUGUGUUCUUUGCAUGUUGGGAAAUGGCAGAAGUUUCUCUGAGAAAGCUGGCCUUUCCAUUACACAAGUUUUGUGCUGUAUGCCCUGACAUUGUCAGAGGUAACACUGACAAGCUGCCCCUGGCCUUCUAACUUCUUGUUGAGUACAUUCAGCUCCUGUGUAAUAUCAACAAGUCCAUGAGCCAUUUGGGAUCACUUUUUACAGAAACAACCACCCCAUCCUUCUCCAUGAAGACUUUGAUUUAUGCUCUCAGCUCAAAAAACCUUUUUAAGACGUUUCCCCUACUAAAUCAGUGUACCUCAGUGAAGUAGAUAAUAUCCUCAUAUGUUGACUCUAUUACCUUUAAAAAGGCGCGGAACGACUGUGCUUCAGGAUUUAAACCUAAUGACUGCAUUUACUGCCUCUCUUUUGACUGCAAACAUAAAAGGUGUUUGUGUUGUUGUCACUGCAGAAUAUUGUAUGCUCCUUAGUACUUAGGAUGUUUGAGGCUUUCCAUCUGAUCUCCAGCAGUGCUGCAACUAUGAUUCUAUAUCUUAGUAAUUCAUCACUGAGGCGGGCCAAUGCUCCCGCUCUAUGUCGACAGUACAUUCCAGUUCGCUAUCUGAAUAUCAUAUUUUUGUUCAAGCAGAGGUCAAAAUCCAAAAUUAUCAGUCCGUUUUUUCGUAUGAGGUUUAGCAUUUGUAACACUUGAUUUUUUAUGUGACAGGGUCGUUAGCCCUAUGCACAACUGUCCCUGGUACCCUCCAUAUCUGGAAGUUCAGUAUCUCCUCAUGAGACAAAGGUCAUAUUAUUGUUAAUUAAAAUUAUUGCUGGAUGUAAAUUUUGUAUCUUACCUUACUGAUUUCAUUGUUCUUCUACAGCAAGACAUCAGCUUUGACAUUUCUGAUUUGAAUGCACAGGUUGUAAGAGAAACCAAGCAAAGGUAAACGGUUAUAUUCCUUAAUCUGAUCGUGUGUCAUAUGUCCUAAAUCUGAUUGUAUAUGCCAUGCAAUUUCAUUAAUCUGUUUGCUUAGACCAGGACAUUUCAUUAAUCUGACUGUUUAGGCCAUGACAUUUCAUAAAUCUGAUUGUAUAUGCCAUGAAAUUUCAUUAAUCUGAUUGUGUAUGCCAUGACAUUACAUUUAUCUCAUUCAGCCUGCCAUGAUAUCUGAUAAGGCCUGUCAUCAUAUCUCAUGAAUCUGAUUAAGCCUGUCAUCAUAUCUCAUGAAUCUGAUUAAGCCUGUCAUCAUAUCUCAUGAAUCUGAUUAAACCUGUCAUCAUAUCUCAUGAAUCUGAUUAAGCCUGUCAUCAUAUCUCAUGAUUCUGAUUAAGCCUGUCAUAUCUCAUGAAUCUGAUUAAGCCUGUCAUCAUAUCUCAUGAAUCUGAUUAAGCCUGUCAUCAUAUCUCAUGAAUCUUUUUAAGCCUGUCAUCAUAUCUCAUGAAGCUGAUUAAGCCUGUCAUCAUAUCUCAUGAAUAUGAUUAAGCCUGUCAUCAUAUCUCAUUAAUCCUAUUAAGCCUGCCAUGAUAUCACAUUGAAUUUGUUGGUAGGUAAGCAUGUAAUUCAGUGUAGUUAUCACAACUGUUGUCUGUUUGCAGGAGUUUGUCUGUUUCUCUACGACUUUUUCACUUGGGUUUUCACAACCAGUCUUUCUGGCAGGCUACUGAUAUCAAUUGUAAUGUGUACCUGGAAGGUAAGUUGUCAAUCAGUUCAGACUUUAUUAACCAUGUGUUCCAGGAAUGUAUUUUAUUAUAUAAAAUAAAAAAAAAUAUAAUGAAAAAAUAAUGAUUAUGAACUAUUAACAUCAUUUUUGUUAUUUUAUUAACCAGACUUGUACCCAUCAACGUUUUGACAUUUUAUAGAUUGAAACUAUUACUACUUCCUUAUAAAACUGGUCUCUGUAUGUGUUCUCUGAAACCGCUUUCUAAAAUUACUCUCUAUAACUGGUCUCUGUCACUGCUCUCUGUAACAUGGUCUCUGUCACUGCUCUCUGUAACUGGUCUCUGUCACUGCUCUCUGUAACUAGUCUCUGUAACUGGUCUCUGUCACUGCUCUCUAUAACAAGACUCUGUAACUGGUCUCUGUCACUGCUCUCUGUAACUAGUCUCUAUAACUGGUGUCUGUCACUGCGCUCUGUAACUGGUUUCUGUAAUUCUUCUCUUUAACUGGUCUCUUUCACUGCUCCCUGUAACUAGUCUCUGUAACUGGUCUCUGUCACUGGUCUCUGUCACUGCCCUCUAAAACUAGUCUCUCUAACUGCUUCCUGUCACUGCUCUCUAUCCCUGCUCUCGGUAACUACUUCAUGUAAAGAAAAUAGAGAAAAACUGAAAUUUCGGCUUCGGUUCGGCGCUGAAAGUAGCCAUUUGAUCACUUUCGGCCUAGUUUUGGUUUCGGUCGAAACUGAAAAGUUAACUUUCGGCUUAAUUUCGGUUUUAACAUAAAGAGAAAAGUUAACUUUCGGUUUAAUUUCAGUUUCAGCCGAAAUUGACUGAGACUUUUGCCCAUGGGCCGAAAGUGACGGAGGUUUUCGGUCAUCUACCAGAAGACAGACUGCCUGUCUGUCUCUAGGCUGACAAUCUGAUAUCCAUUAAUGCUCAACGUCUUACUGUUAUUGUAUGUUAUAUGACUAAUACUCAGCGAAAGCUGCCCGCAGUUGCAUGAUGACCUACUGGUCCUAUAUUUCCAUAAAAUUACAUUUCAAUUAGGCCUAGACAAAUGUCAACAAUUUUGUGGAAGAAAAACUAAGG
Messenger RNA from Lymnaea stagnalis (great pond snail), 11292 nucleotides. Lineage: Eukaryota; Metazoa; Mollusca; Gastropoda; Lymnaeidae. The record is from the annotation of a GenBank genome assembly.